GCUGAUGGAACGCGUUUGUCGCGUCGACUGAACGAGGAUUGAAUGUGUUCCGUUGUUCUAGCGAAACGCGUGAAAUAACUCGCCGUUUUCAAAAGGAUUAUAUAGUAUUUCUCUGUGAUUAUGGGAUGCCGUGAAGCUGAUCUUGUUUCUGCAGCUUUUGUGUCCGUUUGAGUAAAACGCAGCGUGCUGUCGGUCCUUGGGCAGGAAGGACCAUGGCCCUCAGCGAGGGCUUUGCUGACCUCGGCCCCCUCAGCAACGGUGGAUCCUCUACGGUUGCCAGCCACCCUGUCACAAACACGAGCGCAGACUCUCAUCAGGACCAGGAAGUCAUGCCGUCCAAAAUUCCCGAACCCGUACAGCCUGCUGAGCAACCGGAGCAGGCGCUGUGCAGGCAGAAUGGUGCGCUCAGAACGAACGGCACCGCACGUCUGUCUUCGUCUGGUUCCUCAUCCUCAUCACAUGGGACGGAUUCACCAAGGUUGGGUGUGCUCCUGCCCAAUGCUCUGUCGCCCCCCUGUUGCGUCUGCUGUUCGUUACGUCAGCCCGUCUGUUGCAGCGGGAACCAGCGUGCUUGUGCCCUCUACCCAAACGCCGUGUCCUCUGCGGCGGUUCACGUGGCCUCGUGCAGCGUGCAGGGCAUCCCGUGUUUCUGCAUGCAGCAUCAAUGGCAAGAGCACCUUCAGAAUCAACCCAACAUGGCCACACUGAGCCCCCCGAGGCCGUUUCGGUGUCCCAGAAGUUAUGCUGAGGUCAUUGCUGAUUGGCCGGUGGUGGUGUUGGGGGUGUGCACUGUGCUCAUCGUUGUUUGUGCUCUGGUCGGUAUCCUCGUACCUGACCUGCCUGACUUCUCCAAUCCUCUGCAGGGAUUUGAACCAAGGGGCACCGCAAUAGGCCAGAGACUGGUAACGUGGAACAACAUGGUGAAAAACACGGGCUAUAAAGCGACUCUGGCCAACUAUCCCUUUAAAUACGCAGACGAGCAGGCCAAAAGCCAUCAAGAUGACCACUGGUCAGAAGACCACUUUGAUCGAAAGAAAAGACAAGCUGAGUGGGAUUUCAGUAAAGACAGUUUCUUCUGUGAUGUGCCAGGCGACAGCUAUUCCAGAAUCGUUUUUGCCUCCGCAGAGGGGAAGAACUUGUGGAAUAUACAAGCAAUCAAAUCCAUGUGCAAUUUUGAUAAUACACGGGUUCGCUCUCAUCCUCAAUACUUGGAUUUGUGUCAGCGCACCACUGCUGCGUCCUGCUGUCCCAGCUGGACGCUUGGGAACUACGUAGCCGUCCUGACGAACAAGUCGUCUUGCCUAAAGAUCACAGAGCGAGAUGUUUCUCAUACACUAAAGACUCUGCGGUCCUGCGCUAAGUAUUAUCACAACGGCACUCUGGGCCCUGAGUGCUGGGAUAUGAACACACGCAAAAAGGACCUCAAGUGUGGCAACGUUCCUCGAAAAUGUACAAAGUACAACGCCGUGUAUCAGAUUUUUCACUUCCUGGUGGACAAAGACUUCCUGAACCCAAAGAACACGGACUCCCUUUCUCCCAAUCUGAAAUACAGCAUGCUAUUCUCUCCGACCGAGAAAGGGGAGACGAUGAUGAACAUUUACUUGGACCACUUUGAGAACUGGAACACCUCGGACGGGAUCACAAUGGUUACAGGAAUAGAGUUCGGCAUCAAACACAACUUGUUUCAGGACUACCUGCUGACAGACACCAUGUAUCCCAUCAUAGCUAUUUUGAUCGUGUUAGUGGUCAUGUGUGUCUACACGAGAUCCAUGUUUAUCACCCUGAUGACCAUGUUCGCAAUCAUCAGUUCGCUGAUCGUCUCGUACUUCCUGUACCGCGUGGUCUUCGGUUUCGACUUCUUCCCCUUCAUGAAUCUCACAGCACUCAUCAUACUGGUGGGAAUCGGUGCAGAUGACGCAUUCGUGCUCUGCGACGUCUGGAACUACACGAAGUUUGACAAACCCAAUUCUGAGCUCUCCGAAACGGUCAGCGUCACUCUGCAGCACGCGGCACUCUCCAUGUUUGUCACCAGCUUCACCACAGCUGCCGCCUUCUAUGCCAACUACGUGAGCAACAUCACUGCCAUCCGCUGCUUCGGCGUCUACGCCGGGACCGCUAUUUUAGUUAACUACAUACUGAUGGUCACCUGGCUGCCGGCUGUGGUCGUCCUGCAUGAGCGAUACCUGGUCAACCUGUUCACAUGCUCGGGGUCACAACACCACCAGACGAAUGGCACCGUGAAGUUUUGGACUAGCCUGUGCCAAAUGGUCAACAGAUGUCUUCUUGCUAUUUCCGAGGCCUCGCGGAUAUUCUUUGAAAAAGUGUUGCCUUGCGUCGUGAUCAAAUUGCGCUACUUGUGGCUCCUAUGGUUUUUGGCCAUGACGGUGGGUGGCGUUUACGUCGUUUGCGUGAACCCGAAGAUGAAGCUGCCCUCUCUGGAGCUGUCAGAAUUUCAGGUGUUCCGCUCCUCCCACCCUUUUGAACGCUACGACGCCGAGUAUAAAAAGCUCUUCAUGUUCGAACGAGUCAACCACGGCGAAGACCUUCACAUGCCGAUCACCAUCAUUUGGGGAGUCACUCCCAUCGACAACGGAGAUCCACUGAACCCCAAAAACAAGGGUAAACUAACACUGGACACAACCUUUAACAUCGCAAGUCCCGCUAGCCAGGUUUGGAUUCUCAACUUUUGCCAGAAGCUCAGGAACCAGAGCUUUGUGUUUCAGUCUAAGGAGCAGGAUUUUACCAGCUGCUUCAUGGAGACGUUCAAGCAGUGGAUGGAGAACAGGGACUGCGAUGACACUCCGGUUUAUCCCUGCUGUAGUCAGUCCACGUUCCCUUACAGGCAAGACGUCUUUGAAUUGUGCAUCAAACGGGCUAUCAUGGAGCUCGACAGAAGCACCAUCUACCACCUUGACAGCAAGACGCCAGGGCCAAGGUUUGACAUCAACGACACCAUCAGAGCGAUCGUGCUGGAGUUUCAAAGCACCUACCAUUUCACGCUGGCAUACGAGAAGAUGCAUCAGUUCUAUAAGGAGGUGGAUUUGUGGAUUAAGGAGGAGCUGAGAGAAGCACCCGAAGGACUUAGCUACGGGUGGUUUGUAAGCAAUCUGGAGUUUUAUGACCUGCAGGACAGCCUGUCGGGCGGUACUCUCAUCGCUAUGGCGCUCUCUGUGGUGGUGGCCUUCAGCGUCAUGCUUCUGACCACUUGGAACAUCGUCAUCAGCCUCUAUGCCAUCAUCUCCAUCGCUGGGACCAUCUUUGUCACGGUUGGAUCACUGGUGCUGUUGGGUUGGGAGCUGAAUGUGCUCGAGUCGGUAACUAUCUCGGUCGCCGUUGGGCUCUCGGUAGACUUCGCCGUGCAUUAUGGAGUAGCGUACCGCCUCGCCCCGGAACCGGACCGAGAGGGGAAGGUGAUUUUCUCUCUGAGCAGAAUGGGCUCCGCCAUAGCCAUGGCAGCGCUCACGACCUUCGUGGCUGGUGCGAUGAUGAUGCCCUCCACGGUUCUGGCUUACACUCAACUUGGCACCUUUCUGAUGCUCAUCAUGUGUAUCAGUUGGGCUUUCGCAACGUUUUUCUUUCAGUGCAUGUGUCGCUGUCUGGGACCUCAGGGUACCUGCGGACAGAUUCCUUUGCCAAAGAAACUCCGCUGUUACACUUUUGCGGACCACCCGCCUGAAGCCCAGUCAAAAAAUGCUCAAGGUAAACUUAACAAGCACUCUGUGCAUAACGCAGGAGGAGAGGGCGACCACGAACACUAUGAGCUUGAGCCUUUAAAUGUCCGAAAUACGGAGAAGGCCUCUGAUGAGGAACAGCAGGCAUGCACGCAGUUGCAUAAUGGGCCCAUUUUUCAUCGCGGUAAUUUGUGCACGGCCAACGCUGACCCACGAGAACCAGUUUCUGAGAAUGGAUUACCAGGAGCGGAAGUUCCACAUCAUCAUCAGUACACUUACGGCGUGGGGUGCUCCUGUGGGCCUCAGUACACACGAGACGGACAAAGGACUCUGUGCCAUCCCUGCAGUCAGUCUGGUGAAAGCCCGUGCCUUGCUAAACACUUGACUUUGACAAAUCACUUACCUGUGGAACACAACAACCUGUGCACACUAGAUAGGACGCACACCCCUGCUGAUUGUUUCGUAAACUCCGGUCAAUUUUAUCAAUGCAUGGCGAAUCAAACAUCAAGGGCGUCCACACACAGAUGUUUCCCGGGGGGUUACAGCAUGCACGCACUGCACCUUCUGCAACAGGCUCUGUUGUCUGAUGCGGUGCAGGACGAGUCCCAUAUCAGUGCGUGUGGUCCCAAUUUAUCACAACCAGAAGGCUUCAAUUUUCACGCUCCAGAUGUUCAGUGCCAUGCAAUUACAACUACGGACUGUACCGUUAAGAAGACGGAGCACUACGCACAAAAUUGCCAGACACCUCAAAACAUAGCACAGAACCAUAGGAAGUCAAAAGUAAAUGGCAUUAAAGAGCCUGACGAAAGUGCCAAAAGCAAUCAGAGUAACAAAGACAGUAAAAAAAGUGUCUCUCCCAAAAAAUAUAUCUGUUUUAAAAAGACUGCCAAACCAACGUGCAAUUCUGUAGAGUUGGAGUCAAGAACCAGCAUGCCAACUAUUGCCAUUCAUUCAAAAGCCUCCAUGGAAAGUUUAUGCUAAUAUUUAUAAAAUAUAACCACAUAGUACAGUGAUGGGAGAUUGAUUUAUAAAUCUUGAGAUUUAAUGACCAUUUAUCAAUCACUUAUAAAUGGGAAAUAAGUCUGAAUGAAAAAGGCAUAAUUUUCACCCACUGGCUGGUGUUUCGGAUGUUUUUGUAAAGGCCGCUAAUUUUGCAUAAGGAUCAGAAACGUAAUCAGAGUUUAUUUUUCUGCACAUUUCAUAUAAACGUGUGUGUAUAUAUCUGUGUGUGUUGUGUAUGUAUUUAAGUCAUGCACUUUCUUUGUUUUGAAUGUUUUGCCUAUAAAGUUUUAAAUAAUUUACUAUC
Messenger RNA from Triplophysa dalaica, 4977 nucleotides. It is a transcript of the gene disp1, whose product is annotated as dispatched homolog 1 (Drosophila). The transcript is spliced from 8 exons. Gene Ontology annotation, cellular component: membrane. Bases 213 to 4652 code for a protein of 1479 amino acids. The record is from RefSeq and is a predicted model, not a curated record. Lineage: Eukaryota; Metazoa; Chordata; Actinopteri; Cypriniformes; Nemacheilidae.